AUGGUAAAAACGUAUUUGAUAGCUAGUGGAAUAGUUGAUAUUCUAUGGCCUGUUCUUUUUGGAAUCUUACCUUUUUUCGGUGACGAUGCCUUUACUACUGUCAUAAAUACCUAUCAAAAAUGGAAAAAAGAACCCGGGGGUACAUGGCAAAAGGAUGGAAUUGAACACGAGAAAUCAAGAGGCAUUGGUACGUUGACUUUUUAUGCGGCUUGCAUCCUUCUUCUGGGAAGUUUCGCUCUUUGGUGUUGUGGAAAUGCUUGGGUUUUAGCCAAUUACAAACACGUCCAAUAUCAUGAUCCAACUAACUUAAAUUACUGCUAUCCAUCAUUAUUCAAAGGCGCAUUCGCCAGUGCAAUCAUUGCAGACAUCUGGUGCGGAUUUUUGGUAUUAGGCAUAUUCCUUUACUUUUUCUUUAAAUGA
Molecule: messenger RNA, 420 nt
Organism: Rotaria socialis
Lineage: Eukaryota; Metazoa; Rotifera; Eurotatoria; Philodinida; Philodinidae
Source: the annotation of a GenBank genome assembly